AUGACAUUUCUCUUCAAAAAAGAAAGCGGGAAGAACAAAAUGGCUGAACAUCCACACUCCUUGCGAUCCCGUUUUCUCCAGAAUCUCCCAACGACCUCCUCCUCCUCCUCAUCCCUCGCCGAUAUGCGAAACACCGAAUCACCAAAGCUUCGAGUCCUCGUCGCCUCGAAUGGCCCCAAAGAUACUGCACAGGCACUGGCGUUAGUGGUACGACUCUCGAAGAAUCCGAAAAUUGAAACGCGCGCUAUAGUCGACGAAGAAUCAUACCCUGCUCACCGACUGUCCCAAGAAACACUCACGCUGCAGAAUCGGUCAUUUAGGUCCUGCAAGGCGACAGAUGAAGCGCAGAAAGGUAUCGAGAGGUCUCAGGUGGAGUUUUACAGGCAGCAGGCAUAUGAUUUGUGUGACUGGGCGGAUAUGUUGGUUCUGGCACCGAUCGACGCCGACACGUUUGCGAAGAUGUUGCACGGCAUUACCGAUUCUUUUCUGCUCGAAAUUCUCCGUGGAUGGGAUGUUUCGAAGAAGGUACUGCUGGUUCCUGGAAUGACAACGUCCAUGUGGGAGAAUCCAAUGACGAAGAAGCAGUUGAGCAAGGUUCGGCGGAAGUGGCAAUGGGUUAGGGUUAUGCAACCUAUCUUAUGGCACUAUGACGACGAUAAAGGCCUCUCGAAACGUUUUGUCGCGUGGGAAGGAUUCAAUGAGUUGGUGGACAUCAUAAAGAAUCAAGCAGAACUUAUGACCAUUGGUCACGAUGUUGAUAUUGCUGCUUCAGGUGCAGCUAGUCUGACGAAAUAUAACACCAAGACUUACGCUCUCCUCCCGCCGGAAAUAUGGGGUUCUAUAUUCGAAUACGUGGGGGACUGGGAGGUAGCGCAGGCGCUAAAUAUUUACACGAACCUUCCCGUCCCUCCUGACUGGAUUCGUGCGAGAAAUGGUCCUAGAGACGAAUUACACAUUUAUAUGCGGUCCCUCGAAUUGGCUAUACUUACUUUACCCAUCCCUAAGAUCAUCGAAAGACUGAAGAAUGCGCCGGAAGACAUGCAAUACCUGUCGAGUCUUUGCGUCAAAUUGAUUCUAAAAUUCUGUCUCACAGACCUCCUCACUUACCUGGAAACUAAUUUGAAAGAUGUAUUCUGGUCAUCUUUUGGCCAAAAACUGAUCCCUAACAAAACAUCCGCGGCAUUUGGCCGCACUGAAAUCCUUGAAUGGUGGCGAACAUCACCCACCUUCCUCUCCAAAGACUAUACCGAAGAGGCCAUUGAUGGUGCAUCCAAAUCUGGAUUCGUCCAUGUCCUUGACUGGUGGUAUCGUUCUGGCCUUCCUCUCAAAUACACUGAAACUUCCUUGGAACAAGCUUCCUCUAAAGGACACGUUCUAGUUCUAGAAUGGUGGAAGCAAGCAUCUCUUCCUCAAGGCUCUUUCCGAGAUUCUCCAAUACCAGCGGACUCGGAACCAUUCACACAUUCGGAAACUCGACCUCCUCUUGUACUUCUGCCUGGAAAGGCUCUUUUAGCUGCUGCUCAGAACAACCAACCACAUGUACUUCGAUGGUGGGACAACUCAUCUAUUCCGAUCGCACAUUCAGAGGCGGUAGCUAAAAUUGCGUCUGCUCAUGGCCAUGUCUCGGUUCUGAACACAUGGCGAGAAUUGAAGGGAACAAAAAUAGCGUUCGAUCACCGCGUGCUUGUUGAACCUACCAAGAACGGUCAUGUGGACGUGCUGGAGUGGUGGCGAGCAUUCAGCAGGGAAACAGGCGUGAGGGUCGAAUAUAAAACCUGCGAUAUUGAAGAAGCAUUAGAGGAUAGUGUGGGCAGUGAGGCGGAGGUGGACAGGAUCAAGCGAUGGUGGGUCACCAAUGGGCUGAACCUUGGGGUGCAGGUCAGCGAGUGGACUAAGCUUAAGCUUUUGUGA
Molecule: messenger RNA, 1911 nt
Organism: Hymenoscyphus albidus
Lineage: Eukaryota; Fungi; Ascomycota; Leotiomycetes; Helotiales; Helotiaceae
Source: the annotation of a GenBank genome assembly